GCUGGGCAAGGGGAUGUGUCCUGUGAUUUCUGCACUGACAAGAAGAUGAGAGCUGUGAAAUACUGUCAUGUCUGCCCAGCAUCCUACUGUGAGACACAUGUCCGACAGCACUACACGGUCCCAGCCCUGCAGAAACACAGACUGGUGGACAUCAGUGGAGACCAGGAGCCCAGACUCUGUCAGCAGCACCACAGAGCUCUGGAGGUGUUCUGUAAGACUGACCAGACUCUCAUCUGCAGUCUGUGUUCAGUGCAGGAACACAUGGGACAUGACACCAUCUUUAAGUCAGAAGAGCAACAGACACAGGAUGUGGGAAGAGCUGUGAGUGACCUUACAGAUGAACUUGAGAAUUUCUACACAGGAGGAUUUCAGAAGACUGACCAAACAGGGUGGCUGGAGACACUGAAAGACAAACACAAGGAAGCUCUAGAGAGGAAGUUUGAAGUUGUGUCUGAGGGAAUUGCUAAGCCAGGAGAGCAGACCCUCCUCAAUGAUGUCUUUACACACGUGUGGAUAACUGAGGGCAGCUGUGUUGAGGUGAAUCAUGGACAUGAGGUCAUGCAGGUAGAAACCGUCUCCAAAAGCAAAAAAUCAGAGAUCCACUCCAUCAAGUGCAGCGAUAUUUUCAAGCCACUGCCAGGACAGACCAGACCCAUCAGGACUGUACUGAUGAAGGGAGUCGCUGGCAUCGGGAAAACAUUCUCUGUGCAGAAAUUCAUUCUCGACUGGGCUACUGGAAAAGACAACCAGGACUUUGACUUUAUAUUUCUUCUUCCAUUCCGUGAAUUAAACUUGAUCAAAUCAGAAAUGAGUUUAGAGGAACUGGUUCAGUGUUUCUGUCCAGAUAUAAAAUCCUCUCAAGUUUUAGAUUGCCACAAAGUUCUGUUCAUCUUUGAUGGUCUGGAUGAAAGCAGGCAUCCUUUGAAAUUUAAAGAAAAUGAGAUCUGGUCUGAUGUGAAAAAACCGACAUCAGUGGACGUGUUGUUAACAAACCUCAUCAAGAGGAACUUUCCUGUUAAUUCUUCCAUCUGGAUCACUUCCAGACCAGCUGCAGCAGGUCUGAUCCCUCCAGAGCUCAUCAGCAGGGUGACAGAGGUCCAGGGGUUUGAAGACCAGCAGAAGGAAGAGUACAUCAGAAAGAAGUGUAAGAACAGAGCUCUGGCAGACAGAAUUAUUUCACAUAUAAAGACACUGAGGAGUCUUUACAUUUUGUGCUAUGUUCCUGUUUUCUGCUGGAUUGUAGUUACUGUUCUGGAGCACACAUUGGAAGAGAGCAGAGGGGCCAAUCCAACAACACUGACAGAUUUCUAUACAUACUUUCUGCUUGUCUUACUCACAGCAAAGGAAAAUAAAGAAAAUGUCCUCAAAUCAAAUCAAGAAGCAAUUCUGAAGCUGGGAAAGCUGGCAUUUGAUAGUCUAGAGAAAAACAUCAUUGUGUUCUAUGAAAAAGAUUUGAGAGAAUAUGCCAUUGAUCUCCACAACUCCUCCCUUUACUCAGGGGUGUGGAAGGAAAUAUUUAAACAAGAUUCAGCCUUAUUUCAGGAAAAGGUGUACUGCUUUUUACACCUGACUGUCCAGGAGUAUUUUGCAGCUCUGUAUGUUUUUGGUUCCCAUCAGAACAAUAAUAUUAAUCCACUAAAGAAAACAAGUGGAUUUUCCUGGUUUGGAAGAAUAACUUUAUUCAGCCUGAAUGAAGGUGCUCUGGAAAGAGCCAUCCAGAGCAGGACUGGUCACCUUGAUCUGUUUGUCCGAUUCCUUUUGGGGAUGGAAAUGAAGAACAACCAGGAGCUUCUGAAGGGAUUCCUGUCACACACAAAAGAUCACUCCAGUGACAUCCAGGAAACAGCAGAACACAUCAAGAAACUCAUUAGAGAAAUGUCCUCUCCUGAAAGAUGCAUGAACCUUUUCCACUGCCUGAGUGAACUGAAGGACAAGUCAUUAAUGGAGUUCAAUGUGACUCUGGAUAAAGUAAAACAUUCAAGCCAAAGACUCUCACCUUCCCAGUGUUCAGCACUCGCCUAUUUCUCCCUGCUGUCUGAGAAAGUGAUUGAUGUUUUUGACAUGAGUAAUUAUGCUACAUCAGAGGAGUGUGUACGGAGAUUGCUACCUGUGGCAAAGAUAACAAAAACCCUUAGGAUAGGGGGAUGUGAACUAACACUGAGAUGUUGUGAAGAUCUGGCCUCAGUUCUUCAGUCUCAACACUCCAGUCUGAGAGAGCUGGAUCUAAGUCACAAUAACCUGGGGGAUUCAGGAGUGAAACUGUUGUCUGCAGCUCUGAGGGAUCCCAACUGUAAAUUAACAACACUGAGGAUGAGGGAGUGUGAACUAACAAAGAGAUGUUGUGAAGAUCUGGCCUCUGUUCUUCAGUCUCAACACUCCAGUCUGAGAGAGCUGGAUCUGAGUCACAAUCACCUGAAGGAUUCAGAAGUGAAACGGCUGUCUGCAGCUCGGAAUGAUCCCAACUGUAAAUUAAUAAUACAGGGACCAGAGUGCCCCACGGUGGCCGAUGCACUACUGGAGGGGAUGUUUGCCAUGCUAGGGGUGCCGGAGGAGUUACACAGUGACCAGGGUCGUAACUUCGAGUCCCAGAUCUUCGCCAGAGUGUGCCAGCGCCUUGGGAUCUCUAAGACGCGGACCACCCCGCUGCAUCCCCAGAGCGACGGGCUGGUGGAGCGGUUUAAUCAGACGCUCGCCACCCAGCUGGCCACCCUGGGGAGAGUGGUGGUCCUGCACCGAGACCGCCUGGCACCCUGCCGGGUCCAGGAGGAGGAGCCCUACGUGGAGGCUCCAGAGGAGCAGCCAAAAACCAAAUCAUCCUGA
Messenger RNA from Lepisosteus oculatus (spotted gar), 2820 nucleotides. Lineage: Eukaryota; Metazoa; Chordata; Actinopteri; Semionotiformes; Lepisosteidae. The record is from RefSeq and is a predicted model, not a curated record.